AAGUUGGUGAAGGACAUGCGAGACCUUGAAACUACCCUGAGCAACUUUGAGAAGGAGAAACAAUUGGUUGCAUACUUCGCCAACAUCGGGGGAGACGGUCUGAAGAGCAUCGUGCGAAGUAUCCUUACAUGCGUCAUCAGCAAGGACCUAGCACGACAGUAUAACUGGGUCGGCAAAGGAACAAAAGAAGCAUUUUGCAAGCUGAGGCUUGUUGCUGUUAUCCGCAGAGCUGUUCGAAGAAACCCAUCCGUGCAGUCAGCCACAAAUGCCGAAAUUGACGAGGUGAUCAAAGUGUGGCUCCGCUACUCAAAAGACCGAGAUGGUGGCAGGGCAGCAAGACGAGCAGCCGCUGCAGCUGUAGCUGAACCUGCAGCAAGCAAGAGCCCUUCCAACCUUGAUGAACUAUCCACCGAGGAAUACAGCAGCAACAGUGACAAGGAAUGAGUGUUGUUUAGUGGUGUUUCAUAAAAGAUGUAUUCUUCAUUUAAACAGUUUAUAUAGUACCAUUCAAAAGCCUUUGUUAAAUUAUAGUUGUGUUUUGAGAUGACAUCUUAAAAGUGUUACUGUGUUAUUUUUCAGUGGAUUCCAUAUGUUGAAAUUGUGAUUCUUUUGCAAUGAACCCCAAAAUUGUAAAAGUCUUGCUUCUUAAUCGAUUGUGUGAUGACCAGUGUGGGUUGGUGCAUAAAGCCUGAUUUAGUUUUCAUUUGGCAUUUGAAACACUGGUAUUUAGUGAAUAUCUACAAUAAAACCUUGAAGUGUCAUCUGAGAGAUUUACUUCCAGUUACCAAUCCGAGUGAAAGUCAAGUACACUAAGGCCUGCUGCAACCUAAGUUGCCUACAAUUACCAUUUGUAAAACAUCCUUUGUGAACUUAUUCUUGUGGAGGUUAUUUUAAUGUAAAACUUUGCAUGAUGUGGGAAACUUUCGAAAACAAAAUUUUUUGUGACACCAUUUAAUAAGUGGAGCAACUGGUAAUGCAAAACAUAUAAACUAUACUACUAUAAACAUAAGUGUUUGAUCUUCAACACUAAGUACUUUUUCAGAGAAAUCCAAGCUCCUCUUCUGCAAGCAAUGCUUGAUAAAUCCCUUGCUGGGAUGUUAAUAGAGGGAACUUGAAAAAUAUAUCUGUCGUAUUCCAAUAGCCGUACACACUCAUUAGUUUCUUGUCUAUCAUUGUUUAAUUAUUUACACUUGAUGCUUUUAAGAACUACCACAGCCCACAGAAGUUAAUAAUUAGUUUGACUACAAAACCUGGUUUUAUAAUGCCGAAACCAUGAAGCUUCUUCUUAUAUUACCCAAAUAAUGAUUACAGCAAAGUUCCAAAGAUUUGUUCUGCAAAGUGAGAGAUUGCUCAGAUUCAUUUUCAGUUGUUGAGGUGACAACAGUUUGUUUUAUUAAAUUAGUGGCAAUAUUGCUGUUCACUUGCCGUUUACUGUUAAAGGUGUUUAAGUGUUAAUAUUUUUAAUAGUUGUUAUUAAGAAAUAUAACUGUUACGCUUUGAGCUUUGAACAAUCUCAGGGACAAUUCUUGUGUUAAAACUUUGUAAUUGUUUUUGUUUGUAAUUGUUUCUAUAAGCCCAUCUCAGAACAAAUGCAGAUAGAAUAACUUAAACUGCAUUGCUGUUUUUGCUAUACAAAAGUUAACUUUUGACAGCCUUCCAAAUACUCUGUGACUGCAAUAUCAUUUUGUAAGAAAAAUGUUAGCAGAUUGGUUAAAACUUUUAAUGCAAUCAGAGUUAUAAUUUAGAUUAAAGUCUAUAUACUAUGAUGAUUUUACUAUCUGUAUAACAACCAUGAGAAACGCAGAUGUACAAUCUCUCAUUUAGUAAACUUAUUUAUAACUUAUUUUGAUCAUUGGACCAAUCAAUCCGUAAUGGUAAAAAAAAAUCUCAGAAAGA
Acanthaster planci (crown-of-thorns starfish) is the source of this 1896-nucleotide messenger RNA. RefSeq lists its product as uncharacterized. The record is from RefSeq and is a predicted model, not a curated record. Lineage: Eukaryota; Metazoa; Echinodermata; Asteroidea; Valvatida; Acanthasteridae.